AUGGCCGUCACCGCCAUCAUCGGUCGCGUCCUCUUCUCCUUCGUCUUUCUCUUAUCCGCGUUGGAGAAGUACCGCGCCUUACGCGUCGACGGCGCCGACGCGGCGGUCGUCCGCGCGGUCGCCCCGGCGCUUCGAGCCAUGAAGACGAUCGUCAACGACAACGCAGGCAUCGAUCUGUGCGCGCUCAUGCCGAGCGAUUACGCGAGCGUGAAUAUAGCGACAUGGGUUGAACUUCUCGGUGCGUCUCUGUUCGCGUGCGGGUACGCGCUGGGAGCGAAGAUGCUGUUGCUGUUCACCGUGUGCGUGACGCCGAUCAUGCACCCGUUCUGGCGCCGAGCGGGCGAGAGCGCGUCGAUCGAGGACGAAGCCGCGAUCGGGGUGGAGAUGAUCAUGUUCUUUAAGAAUGUGGCGCUCGCGGGCGCGCUGGUGUUCUGGUUGGCGAUGCGAUCGGAGCUGAGCGAGGAGCGGCAGCGACGAAAGGCAAAGCGCGCGUGA
This is a messenger RNA of Ostreococcus tauri, 495 nucleotides long. Its product is annotated as HR-like lesion-inducer. The transcript has a single exon. The record is from RefSeq and is a predicted model, not a curated record. Bases 1 to 495 code for a protein of 164 amino acids. NCBI's taxonomy places the organism in Eukaryota, Viridiplantae, Chlorophyta, Mamiellophyceae, Mamiellales, Bathycoccaceae.